Messenger RNA from Cavenderia fasciculata, 1020 nucleotides. RefSeq lists its product as uncharacterized. Lineage: Eukaryota; Evosea; Eumycetozoa; Acytosteliales; Cavenderiaceae. Gene Ontology annotation, biological process: regulation of alternative mRNA splicing, via spliceosome. The record is from RefSeq and is a predicted model, not a curated record. The coding region runs from base 1 to 1020 and encodes 339 amino acids. The transcript has a single exon.
AUGUCAAGCGAUGGAAAAAAGUAUGGUCUUCAAGUACCAUCAUCAAGAUUAAAAAAUGCAUUUAAAGAUGAGGAUGAAGAUCUUGAAAAGGAGGAGGAUACUGGACCAGUAGACUAUUACAAACAAACAAACAUCAAGAGAAACGAGAAUACAAAAGCUCAAAAGAUGCAAGAUGAUGCGUUGUUGGAAGACCCAACUGCAUUUGAUUACGAUGCAGUCUAUGAUUCGAUGAAGAGUGAUCGUAAAAAGAGUGCCAUGUCAAGACAACAACAAACUGGUGAUGCGAGACCCAAGUACAUUCACAACCUAUUGGCACAGGCUGAAAAGAAGAAACUGGAAUUUGAACGUACCAAAGAACGUACCAUUCAAAAAGAGUAUGAAGCAGAUGCCGAAAAAUAUAAAGACAAAGAUGUCUAUAUCACAGCAGGCUAUAAAAAGAAACUAGAAGAACGACGUAAAAGAGAGGAAUUGGAAAGAUUACAAGAUGAAAAGGAUUCAGCAUCUGCAACCGGUGAUAUUGGUUCAUUUCAUAGAAAUCUAUUUAAUACAUCUUAUGGUAAAGUUCAAUCAGAUGGUAAAGAUACAAAUAAUCAAGAAAAUAAUAAUAAUCAACAACAACAACCAUUAUCCUCAAGUAAUGCCAAAGAUGAUCAACAAUCAUCUAUUAAUGAUAGUAUAAAAGAGAAUAGAGGAGGUUUAAUUGUUAAAAAGAAAAGAGAUGAUCAAUAUUCUUCAUCAUCUUCAUAUCAACAAAGAGGUGGUGGUGGUGGAUCAAGAAAUAAUUAUAAUAACUAUAAUAAUAAUAAUAAUAAUAGAGGAGGAGGAUACAAUAGGAAUAAUAAUAAUAAUUAUAAAAGAGAAGAAGACGAAAAAUCAAAAGAAGAAUUAAACAAAAAGAAACAACAACAGCAACAACAACAAGAUAGAUAUCAAAGAAGAAAUGAUGAAAAAUCAAUAGAACAAGCAAGAAUACGUUAUCUUGAAAGAAAAUUGGAAAGAGAAAAGAAAAGUAUCAAAUAA